Messenger RNA from Tachyglossus aculeatus (Australian echidna), 1070 nucleotides. RefSeq names its product COMM domain containing 4 (gene COMMD4). The transcript is spliced from 8 exons. Bases 37 to 636 code for a protein of 199 amino acids. The record is from RefSeq and is a predicted model, not a curated record. NCBI's taxonomy places the organism in Eukaryota, Metazoa, Chordata, Mammalia, Monotremata, Tachyglossidae.
CCUGGUCGUUGGCGCAGGCGCAGUCGGCCGGGCACCAUGAGGUUCCGGUUCUGCGGAGACUUGGACUGUCCCGACUGGGUCCUGGCGGAGAUCAGCACUUUGGCGAAGAUCUCCUCCGUGAAACUGAAGCUGAUCUGCACGCAGGUGCUGAAGGAUUUGCUGGGGCAGGGGAUUGACUAUGAGAAAGUCCUGAAGCUGACAGCAGACGCCAAGUUUGAGUCUGGAGAUGUGAAGGCUACCGUGGCCGUCCUGAGCUUCAUCCUGUCCAGCGCCGCCAAGCACAAUGUGGACGGCGAGUCUCUGUCCAGCGAGCUGCAGCAGCUGGGGCUGCCCAAAGAGCACGCCACGGCUUUAUGUCGGAGUUAUGAAGAGAAGCAAAGCCCCUUACAGGACAGCCUGCGGGCCUGCAGCCUGAGAUUGAACCGCCUGGAGGGUGUGGGCUGGCGAGUGGACUACACACUCAGUUCCAGUGUGCUCCGCCACGUCGACGAGCCCCUGGUUCAUCUGCGACUGGAUGUGCGGGGCGGAGGGCAAGGCGGGCCAGAGCCCAUCGCCCUAACCGUGUCGGCGGACAAAUUCCGAGUGCUCUUAACAGAACUGAAGCAGGCCCAGGCCCUGAUGAACUCGCUCAGCUGAGGGACCUGGAAGCCGCGGGCUGUGACGGUACAAGGAAUACGUCUGUGAUCCGAGUCCUCGCCACGAGGGUGGUGCCUGUCGGCUUGGCGGUUCCUCCCCUUCCCAGGGUCCUGAUCCCACUUCCUCCACAGUUCCCCUCUUCUCACACUUUGGGAUGGAGGGGAAGACCCCCUCAAGACCUGCUCACCCUCCUUGUCUAGAAUUCCUCAUCUCUGCCUCCCUUCUCCCCUUGCAAGAUUCCAGUUACCUCUCCCCCUUCCCUGAGCCAAAUUCCGUUUUCCCUCCUCCUCCCCUGGGGUCCAGCUCAGCCCCCGGGACCUUAUGAAUGGCAGUUCUGGCCUCUGCGUGCCUUUCCCAUCCGCACCGGUUGCUAUCUGUAUUUUGUGUAUUUUCUCAGAAGCCAAACAAAUAAAGUGGGUCAAAGGGAGAGAAAA